Messenger RNA from Cotesia congregata, 552 nucleotides. The record is from the annotation of a GenBank genome assembly. NCBI's taxonomy places the organism in Eukaryota, Metazoa, Arthropoda, Insecta, Hymenoptera, Braconidae.
AUGGGUCAAAAAUUUGAAAAUCGUGAAAUGAAUUUACCGGAAGCCGAACUUCUUACUGUUGAUGGUAUGCCUUUACCAUAUGUGCUUGUUGGUGACGAGGCAUUCCAAUUAACAGAUUAUCUGCUCCGGCCGUACCCUGGUAGAGGUAGCCUUAAUAAAGACAAAACUAUCUUUAAUUAUCGUCUCAGUCGUGCUCGACAAACUAUAGAAAACUCCUUUGGCUUACUAGUAAGUUUGUGGAGAAUCUUAAAGAAGCCAAUUGAAGCUACAGUGGACAAUAGUGUCAAUAUAGUGAAAGCGAUUAUUUGUCUUCACAAUUGGCUUCGUAAACAAGAUGAAGAAAAUAACUACAUACAAGAAAAUAUGGUAGAUCGCCAGGGAGAAAAUGGUUUUAUUCCGGGACGCUGGAGGGAUGAAGUUGGAGAACAUUCAACACUCCAAGAUUCAAGAAUAUAUGGAAAUCACUAUAGUUCUCGAACUGCUGUAACUAUUCGCGACGAAUUUUGUGACUAUUUUACUGCAGAAGGCGCUGUUCCUUGGCAAUAUAAUUGA